This is a messenger RNA of Pocillopora meandrina, 727 nucleotides long. The record is from the annotation of a GenBank genome assembly. Lineage: Eukaryota; Metazoa; Cnidaria; Anthozoa; Scleractinia; Pocilloporidae.
AUGGGCAUCCACUAUGACAGUUUUGGUAUAAUACGUAAAGGUGCAACCUCUCAGCCACUAGAGCAGUUCAAUCAGAAUGUGAAGAAGGUACAUGGAUACAUCAAAUCCAUUAUUGGGAAAGAAGAAGAAACAAACCAUCUCAAGAAAGACUCAACCAUGAAUGGCCCUGAAGGAUCUGUCUCUCAAAAGAUAUCAUAUUUUAUCGAGCUUUGGAAGAAUGGUGUCAACAGCCUUGUAAGAAAGAUAGAAAUUAUUAACAUUGACUACAAAGAUAACGUUGAUUGGCAAGCUUUACUUACGACACAGAUAGAGGAUCUACUCUCGGUAUCUUAUUUUUCUCAUAUUUCAUCUCAUGGAUAAUUACCGUUCCGUGAGGCAAAGAUUAGUGAGGAGUGAGACUUCGUAAGAUAAGUUAGGGGUUUACCACCGGCAGUGUGUACGCGGAACAGAAACCUGAUGCUGUUGCAAGGGUAAAAUUUCCAAAUGACCAGUGCGAGCAAUCGGCUACUGCCUUAAUCUCUCACAUUCACUCUGUGUGGAGGGGUACGAAGACGAUUUGGAGGCUUCUGCCUCAGUCUCUUAGAUUCCCUCUGUGGAGGGGUACGAGAGUGGUUCGGAGGACAACGAUAGUGAAAUAGAGCUUGAUUCGGAAGAACUGAUCAUUUGUAAGCCAAUGAUAACAAUGUCUCGAGGAAAAGAGAAGGUGGGAGUACAGUUUGAUGUCUGA